AUGGAGCACGCCCUCACUUGCAACAAUCUCAAGUGCAGAAAGGAGCUUGGAGACCGCGCUCUGGUGACGACGUGCAGCCAUAUUUUCUGCCUCGACUGCGUCCAUGUUCUCGGUAUCGCAAAGCAAGACGGGCCAAGGGGUACUGCCUGUCCGGCAUGUAACGCCCACCUUUCCAAACCCGAUGAUGCAGUCAUCACCAAUCUCAAUCCCAGCGAAGACUACAAAACUAGCGUCCUCAGCGGCCUGAGCCCGCACAUUGUCAUGGAAUGCGCGGGACGCGCGCUGAGUUUCUGGGCGUACCAGACGACGCAGGAGAUAUACUAUCAGCAAUACCUGUACAGGACUUUGACGGAGAAGUACAGUGCCCUCAAUGUCAGACUUGAACAAACCGUCAGCGACGCCAAUGCGGAGAUUGAGCGCUUGCGAAACAGGGUCAAUGCUUGUGAGGCUGAGAGCGAGAUCAUGCGCCGGAAAAACGAAGAAUUGGCGCAGGCAUACAAAGACAAGAGUCGGAGGUUACUUCAAACACAAGAGCUUUAUGAUCGCGUGAAGAGGAAGGUAGAAAUGGGCCAGAUUGAACGAGCGGCCUCCGAAGCCGUAGAUUCAUCGCUCAAUGUCCCGCCGCGAGAGCAUCCGCAUCGCGAACACCACGGCCGGGCACCAGAGUUCGACGUUGCCGGACCUAGUAAUCACGGCAACAACAGGGUUGAUAUGCGUCACUUCGGUCGUGGUGUCCCAGUCGCCGCCACAUCCCAGGUUCCAGUGGACAGGAGCGGCUGGCCUGGCACAGGGCCCCGCCUGCAAAGCAAGUCGAUGCCCCCAACUUGCCUCGCGGUCAACCGGGCCUUAUACUGA
Molecule: messenger RNA, 855 nt
Organism: Purpureocillium takamizusanense
Lineage: Eukaryota; Fungi; Ascomycota; Sordariomycetes; Hypocreales; Ophiocordycipitaceae
Product: RING-type E3 ubiquitin transferase
Exons: 3
Coding region: 1-855 (284 amino acids)
Biological process (GO): reciprocal meiotic recombination
Cellular component (GO): synaptonemal complex
Molecular function (GO): ubiquitin protein ligase activity
Source: RefSeq, a predicted model, not a curated record